Messenger RNA from Manacus vitellinus (golden-collared manakin), 1279 nucleotides. It is a transcript of the gene CCDC61, whose product is annotated as coiled-coil domain containing 61. The transcript has 13 exons. NCBI's taxonomy places the organism in Eukaryota, Metazoa, Chordata, Aves, Passeriformes, Pipridae. The annotation marks the transcript as partial. The record is from RefSeq and is a predicted model, not a curated record. Gene Ontology annotation, cellular component: centrosome.
ACUCUGGCUCGCACUGCGCUGCAGGUGGAGGUGGAGGCUCACGGUACCGCCGACCUGUGGAGGGGCGAGUUCGAUGCCGCUUUCAUCGAGGACCUGACCCGCAAAACGGGGAAUUUCAAGCAGUUUGGCAUUUUCUGCAGCAUGCUGGAGUCAGCACUGAUGCAGAGCAGCGAGUCCGUCAGCCUGGAGCUCCUCACCUACGCCGACCUGGAGACCCUGCGUAGCCGGAAAGUGGGGGCAAUCGCCCGGCCUCCCCCUUCCUCCUCUUCCCCCCUCAGCACCAAGCGCUACCUUAUCCUCGUCUAUUCUGUGGAGUUUGAUAGGAUCCACUACCCGCUGCCGCUGCCUUACGUCGGGCGGCCGGACCUUGCCACACUGGUGCGGGAGUUGCGGGAGGAGCUGGCACGGCUCCGGGCCCGACGCCUGGAGGAGAUCCAGCACCUGCGGGACGCGCUGCGACAGGCACUGGAGGAGAAGCAGGCGGCAGAGGCCCGGCAUCAGCGUGAGCACCGUCAACUGGCUGCCCAGCUGGCCGAGGCAAAGGCAUCAGAGCAGAGGCUGCAGCUGCGGGUGAAGAGCCUGACAGCCGAACUGGCCUCCUGCAGGAGGGGCCGCCGGACAUCUGCCAGUACAGCCCCCUGCCCCCAGGAACGACGCUCGGCAUCCCUGGAGAGCCACAGGAGCAGCCGGGGCUGCCCCUCUCUGCGAUCCCCAUCACCUGCAGGCUCCCGCCUCCCACGCUUCGACCCCACUGCCUUCGUCAGGGCCCGGCAGCGACGGCAGAAGGAGGCUGAGCUCAGAAACCAGCGGCACAGGGCAGCUUUUGGCAGCUCCAGUCCGGUGAGGAGCCAUGGGCGCAGCUCGUCGGCCACAAGCUUCCGGAGCUGGUGCUCGGCAGUGAGCUCUGGCAGCAAAGGCAGUGAGUGCCCCGAGGCCAUGCCCCACAGGGACAGGAGGGUGACCCAUACCCAGAGACCCCUGAGCACCUCGUCCUGCAAUGGCCCCUGUAUGGCACCUCGCCUGGCUGCCAGUCACAAGGUGCCCAUACGCAGUGCUGCUGGCAAGCGCCCUGGUAAAGAGAACCACUCUGAGGAGCCCUCAGCUGAGCUGGCUGAGAUUGAUGCCCGGCUGUGGGCGCUGCAAGAGUACAUGGACAGCCUGGACACCUGCAUGUGACUCCCCCCUAGGGACUCCCAGCCCCUCUGGGAACCCUCCCCCCUCCCUGUGUCAGGGGGUGACGGUGGUGUGGGGCAAGUGUUCCCCCAAAUAAACCCCUGUC